GCUGUGGGGAGCUUGAUAUGCAAAAACCACGAUCCGCUUUCACAACAGGGAGAAAUGAGGCCUUGUCAGGUCACACGCAGAUAAGCAUAUGUACUCAUUGGACUUAUAGCUUCAGCCAGGGAGCUGCUAUUUUAACACUCACACACAAUGGCCUCGCUGUGUAAUGGGACAUCGGUAUGGGACACAAACCUGACCUGGUACAACACAUGGCCACAGUUCACAGACUGCUUCCAGUCCACGGUGUUGGUGUGGGUGCCAUGUGGAUGGCUGUGGCUGACGUCGCCGUUCUAUCUCUACUACCUCCUGAACGUAACACCGACGUCACUUUCAUCAAGGCAUAAAUAUAUAGCAAAACUGAUCCUGUGCUCAUGCCUUGUCAUACUAUCUGUCAUUCGACUCAUCGACUCCGCAGACAGUUACAACACCACCAUCUUCUCUGCCUUGUUCAUUGCUCCUGCAGUCCAGGCAGUUACCUUUCUGUUUGCUGUAUUGCUGCUGCUCCUGGAGAGGAAGAAAGGCCUCAUCACUUCCGGGGUGAUGUUCACCUUCUGGCUGCUGCUCACAGUGGCUGGCAUCGUCCCCUUCUACUCCAUCAUCUUCAAGAAGCAAUACGAACGAAACAUCCUCAAAGUUGUAACUUUCUACAUAUACUAUGGUCUAGUAUUGUUAGAGCUGAUCCUGAGCUGUUUUGCAGAGACGUCUUCAGGUUGGACUUUGCAGGACAAGAAACUGUGUCCUGAAGUAUUUGCUUCCUUUGUCUCAAGGAUUACCUUUUGGUGGAUGAACAGCUUAUUACUGAGGGGAUAUCGGAAGCCUUUGACAGAAACAGACGUCUAUGACAUUCAUCCGGAUGAAUCGUCCGUCCACACCGUAACACGGUUUCUGCCACGAUGGGUCAAAGAGAUAAACAAGUCCAAGAGAAGAGCAAACAGGAGAGACAGAGACAAGAAAGUGUUAUAUUCUAAAACACUUAAUGAAUCUCUGAGUCUGGAUGCUGAUGAUGAAAAGGCCCCCUUGUUGAUAAAAGACAAAACGAUGAAGAUGACAGAAGCGGAUUUGACUCCCACAACUACCAAAUUGUCUCUCAUAGUGACGUUGUGGAAGACGUUCUGGUUCGACAUUAUUCAGAGUCAGCUAUGGAGAUUUGUGAGCGAUAUGGUUAAGUUUGCUAGUCCUUUGAUACUCGGCCUGCUCGUUAACUUCACAACAGAUGGGACAAUACCCACGUGGAAAGGUUAUGUAUUGUGUGCCAUCCUCUCUGUCGCAACUUUAACUGGGACAGCAUUUUCUCAAGCCAACUGGCACCAAGGGAGAAAGGUAGCACUGCGGAUCGCUGCUGUCACCAUAUCUGCAAUAUACAGAAAGUCUUUGAGGAUGAGCAACAAGGCCAAGAAAAAUUCGACAACUGGGGAAAUUGUGAAUCUGAUGUCUGUGGACGUAGAACAUUUGCGCACGUUCAUUUUCUGGGCCUGGGAAGCGUGGGCGCAUCCUCUUAGAAUUGUUAUUGCCCUGUAUCUCCUGUACCAGUCUCUGGGAACCUCCGUUAUUGCUGGGAUGGCGGUGUUAUUUCUAUUGUUGCCCGUCACCACUAUUUCCACAUUAAAGUGGAAAAAGUAUCAGGCUCAAAUGAUGGAACAGAAGGACAAGAGGAUGAAGAUCAUGAAUGAAGUACUCAGUGGAAUAAAGAUUCUAAAACUAUAUGCCUGGGAACCGUCAUUCCAAGAGAGGAUCCUUGAAAUCCGGAAGCAAGAACUUCACAUUCUGUGGAAGAUCUCCCUCAUGGAGGUUUUCACCACCUUCUCCUGGACCCUGAGUCCCUACCUCGUAUCGCUAGCCACGUUCGCGACAUAUAUCUUCAUAUCUGAAGAUCACUAUCUCCGACCCGAUGUCGUCUUUACUGCGAUGUCACUCUUAAGCAUCGUCAGACUGGCGGUCGUCAGUUUGCCUUCUUUCUUCUCAGAUUUAGUUCAGGCUAUGGUGUCACUUAGGAGAAUAAACAAGUUCCUCAAUACAGAAGAUUUGGACGAUACACAGAUCCUGUGGAACUCCACACAGAAUGCUGCACUGACGAUUACAGACGGAUGUUUUCAGUGGACUUCUGAACAAGGACCAACUCUCACAAAUAUCAACUUGACUGUUGACGAAGGUCAGCUUGUAGCAAUCGUAGGUCAAGUUGGAUCGGGAAAAUCUUCACUUGUAUCUGCAGUAUUGGGCGAGAUGAACAAGGUCAACGGCCAUGUUAGUCUUAAGAGUCACGUGGCUUACGUGCCCCAGAUUGCAUGGAUCCAGAACGACACCCUGCAGAACAAUAUUCUGUUCGGGAAGCCCAUGGACAGACAGUGGUACGACAAAGUGGUAGAGUGCUGCGCUCUGAAUCCAGAUCUGGAGAUGUUACCAGCUGGUGAUAUGACAGAGAUUGGGGAGAGAGGCAUCAACAUGAGCGGAGGACAGAAGCAGAGGGUGUCUCUAGCCAGAGCAGUCUACAACAAUGCUGACAUAUAUCUGCUGGAUGAUCCACUCAGUGCUGUCGACAGUCAUGUGGGGAAACACAUAUUUGACAAGGUCUUAAGUAGAAAAGGGUUGCUUGCAGGCAAGACUCGUAUCUUGGUCACUCACGGCAUUCACUGGCUCCCAGAGGUGGACUCUAUCCUUGUGAUGACCAGUUGCCAGAUAUCAGAAACAGGGACAUAUGACCAGCUUCUUCACCACAAUGGACCCUUUGCCCAGUUCCUACAGAAAUAUCUUGAGAGCAAUGAUUCCGAUGUCAAGGAUCCCGAAUUUACUGAAAUAAAGAAGAAAGUUCUACAACGACUGGAAUCGGUGAAAUCUGGCGAGGAGACUGACGAAGAGAGUGUCACACUAAUGAAGUCCCUGAUGAAGAGCACAGAGCUGAAACAAGUCGAACUACCGAAGGAGAAAGAACCUGUGAGCGAGAGCAGUAAACUGAUUGAGGAAGAACAAGUGGAGACUGGCAAGGUGACAUUGAGUGUGUUUCUGGCAUACGGCAGAGCUAUAGGCCUUUGGAUUGUGUUAUUCUCUCUCAUCAUGUACGCGUUAUUUCAAGCAACGUCGAUAACCGCAAAUACAUGGCUUAGCAAAUGGACUGAUGACACCUCCCUCAACAACAUGACCCUUCUUCCUUCAAAUAGCUCAGGACGAAUCGAGAAAAAUAAUUACUAUCUUGGAGUCUAUGGUGUCUUGGGUGUAGCUCAGACUGUUUUCAUCAUGACUUUUUCCUUUCUGUGGAACCUAAAGACGGUCAAAGCUUCUGGUAUUCUCCACUUAAACAUGCUGAGGAAUGUUCUGAAAGCACCAAUGUCCUUCUUUGACACCACGCCUACGGGCAGGAUUGUCAACAGAUUCUCCCAGGACAUGGAUACCAUCGACACCAGAAUGCCGAGUUUGGUGGAGUACGCCACCAACACAUUGUUCCAAGUCCUCAGCAGCAUCAUCGUCAUCUCCUUCACCACGCCUAUAUUUCUCGUCGUUGUUGUCCCAUUGGUCGUUCUAUACUACUUUAUUCAGCGCUUCUACGUAACCACCUCACGGCAGCUGAAACGAUUAGAGUCCAAAGCUCGCUCCCCGAUAUACAGCCAUUUUGGGGAGACAUUAUCAGGGGCCAGUGUCAUCAGAUCCUUUCAAGCUCAGUCAAGGUUCAUCAAGGAAUCCGAAGACCGGGUAGACACAAACCAGAGGUUCUCCUUUUACGCAUUUGGUGCUCUCAGAUGGCAAGGUGUACGUCUGGAGAUUAUCGGAAAUAUCAUCGUUCUGGCCGCCUCCCUGUUUGCAGUCAUGUCACGUGACACCCUGUCAGGAGGUCUUGUAGGCUUGUCGAUCACCUAUGCUAUUGAGAUUACCGCUAACCUGAACUGGAUGGUGCAGCUGGUUUCAGAAGUAGAGACACAGAUCGUUGCCGUGGAGAGAGUCAAAGAGUACACGGAAAUAGAUUCAGAGCCGGCAUGGAAUGUACCCGAGAGACGUCCAAAUAAGGACUGGCCACAGACAGGGGUAGUGAAGUUCCUCGACUACUCAACUCGGUAUAGAGACGGCCUUGACCUUGUACUCAAGGGAAUCACGUGUACUGUGCAUUCCAAGGAAAAGGUGGGCAUCGUAGGCAGGACGGGAGCGGGGAAGUCCUCUCUGACUCUGUCCCUGUUCCGGCUGAUAGAAGCUGCAGGAGGGGAGAUCAACAUAGAUGGCGUUGACGUCAGUACACUCGGGCUGCAUGAUCUUAGGAGCAAACUCACCAUCCUGCCUCAGGAUCCUGUAUUGUUUGCUGGAAGUCUGCGAGAUAAUGUUGACCCCUUCAACCAGUAUUCCGACAAUCAGAUCUGGCGGGCACUAGCACAGGCUCAUCUCAAGACGUUUGUGGAGACGCUACCUGACGGACUGGAACACGAGUGUAGCGAAGGAGGGGAAAAUAUGAGUGUCGGCCAGCGGCAGCUCUUGUGUCUGGCCAGAGCUCUUCUGAAGAAGACCAGGAUCCUGGUACUGGACGAGGCUACAGCUGCCGUUGACAUGGAAACAGAUGACCUGAUCCAACAGACCAUUAGGUCAGAGUUCAAGGACUGCACGGUGCUGACCAUCGCCCACAGACUGAACACCGUAAUGGACUACGACAGGAUCCUGGUCCUUGACAACGGCUGUGUAUGUGAGUUUGACACACCCUCCUCCCUGCUGCAACAGCCUGACAGCAUCUUCUACAACAUGGCCAAAGCUGCAGGGUUGACAUAAUACAUAUCAUUUGGGUUGUACAUUUUUAUAUUGAUUCAACUACAAAAUAAACAGCAGGAUAUUG
Molecule: messenger RNA, 4798 nt
Organism: Haliotis rufescens (red abalone)
Lineage: Eukaryota; Metazoa; Mollusca; Gastropoda; Lepetellida; Haliotidae
Product: multidrug resistance-associated protein 1-like
Exons: 30
Coding region: 148-4734 (1528 amino acids)
Biological process (GO): transmembrane transport
Cellular component (GO): membrane
Molecular function (GO): ATP binding; ABC-type transporter activity; ATP hydrolysis activity
Source: RefSeq, a predicted model, not a curated record